AUGAAUGAGAAACAAAUAUUAGGAGUUGCUGGUAGCAGUAAUGAUGUACACCUUAUGACAUUAGAAUAUUAUAACGAACAUAAAGAUGAACUGAAAGGAGAGAAGGGUGACACCGGACCACAAGGAAUACAAGGACCUCAAGGAAUACAAGGACCUCAAGGAAUACAAGGACCUCAAGGCGAAAACGGUUUGGAUGGAAAGGAUGGAAAGGAUGGAAAAACUGCUAAAUCAUGGAUAUGGGACCUUAUAAAUACUGGUUUAACAGCUGCUUCAUAUGGAGUUCUUCAAUACCAAAUCGGAAAGAUAUGGGCAGUACUUGGUGAAGAAGCUUUAGAUGAUGUUAAAAAUGCUUUGAACUUCAUUUCAAAUGGUUCGGAUACUAUUAAAACUUUAUCUGGUUGGAUGCAAGAAACAAGGAGUCAAAUAGAUACUGUAAGACGUAUAGCAAACAAUGCACGUACGGGAUUGGAUACUUUACGAAAAGCACAAAAUACACUAAAGGAAGCAAAUGAUAUUCUUGGCUCAGUAUCAGACAUGCAUGAAGAUUGGCUUAAAGGUAUUGACAAAUCUUUAAAAAAUCACAGUCAGUCUAUUGCUGACUACAAGAAAAGUAUAGAUUUUUUACAUAGUGCUAUGGACGUACAUGAUGGAAGCAUAAGGAACUUACUUAAUGCUAACAAUAACUUACCAGGAACUAUUAAAGCAUUUAUAAAGUCCUUUGUAAAACCCGGUGCUCUAACAUUUAGGUCUUUGAGAGCAAGAGCAUUGAAGUCAAGAGAUGCAGAAACUCCAAC
Molecule: messenger RNA, 794 nt
Organism: Trichomonas vaginalis G3
Lineage: Eukaryota; Parabasalia; Trichomonadida; Trichomonadidae
Product: organellar and viral DNA polymerase type B
Exons: 1
Source: RefSeq, a predicted model, not a curated record